Strongylocentrotus purpuratus (purple sea urchin) is the source of this 8244-nucleotide messenger RNA. RefSeq names its product helicase ARIP4-like. NCBI's taxonomy places the organism in Eukaryota, Metazoa, Echinodermata, Echinoidea, Camarodonta, Strongylocentrotidae. The coding region runs from base 279 to 5225 and encodes 1648 amino acids. The transcript is spliced from 20 exons. The record is from RefSeq and is a predicted model, not a curated record. Gene Ontology annotation, cellular component: nucleus. Gene Ontology annotation, molecular function: ATP binding; ATP-dependent chromatin remodeler activity; ATP hydrolysis activity.
AUGCGUCUCAUAUAUAGUGUGGAAGCAGCGAAAUAUAUGGGGAAAGUCCGGUUGAUGCACCUUGCAAUAGACCGACUCCGCCAGCGCAAAGGGGGAAUUUCACGUCGAAACCCCGAGUAUGGUGGUAAAAUUACUCAAAUAACGGAUUCCCGAUGAUAUAACAUCUGAUAAUUCAUUUAUCGGUCAUCACAAGGUCCUCAAGUUUUCAGAGUGCCACAUGUUGAAAAGGAACAGACGGGGGACUAAGUAAUUUGGCUUGAAAGGAAAGUUAGUGAACCAUGAGUAGUAAUCAUCCAAUCAGUGAUAGCGGUUCAGACUGGGAUGACUUCCUACCAGCGGGGCUCCAGAGCGACGUCUCUUCAGCCUCCUCCGAAUCUGAACCCGAACCAGCCCCCAAAUCAAACAGAACUUCAUCUCUUGAUGACAAUGAAGACAGUCGCAGCAGGCACAGUUCAAAGACACAUUCGUUGCAAGGAGAUGAGUAUGCCUUCGAUGAUACCAAAGCUGAAUCCACGGAGGAUCCUACCCUAACUCGCUCCUUUCUGAGUGUCCCAGAAGGUUUAGAACCUGGUAAGGGGGGCGGAGAUGGAGCGGGCGUCAGCAAAUCUACCAAAACAGCCACCAAGAGGAAGAGGAGGAAGAGUGGGGCUGGAGGAAGUCCGAGGAGGAGGAGGAAAAAGAAAGUGAAGGAUGCCCAUGAAGAAGGAGAUGAUGAGGGAGAUGAAGAGGAAGAGGAGGAGGGAGAUGGAUCAGGGAAGAAGAAGAGCAAAGGCAAGUCCAAGAGCAAAAACAAACCACCAAACAGGAGGAGAAAUAUCAAAUCUUUCUUGAGAGAGGAUCAGUUGGAUGCUGAAACCUUGGAGGCACAACUCGAAGAAGAGAAGAGAAAACAGAGAUUGGAGGAAGAAAGAAAAAGAAGAUUAGAUGAACAGAAGAUACAAAAGAUGGAAUCAUCCAGUGCAAUUGUAGAGAAAUUACAAGAAGCCGUAGCGACAAUAGCAGCAGCCAUCCCUGUUCUGACUGCAUCAGUAAGCUCCGCCCCCGAGCCUGCCAUCCCUAUCCCUAUGACGAUACCAGUACCUGUACUCAUACCAUCGCUUGCAGAGUGCAUUGUGGUUGAUAGCGGCAGUGACAGCGACAAAGAUGCCCUGAUGAAAGCCCACAAACAAGAGCGAGAAGUAAUCACAAUCAGCUCCGAUGAGGAGGUCUGCCUGGUCAGUGAUAACAGUGAGGAUGAAGCUGAGAUGAACAUGGUCAGUAUCGGCUUGCAUACCAAUGAUGAAGCCAACGUACCAGACAUCCAUGGUCGCGUACUGGUCAACGUCAACCAUCCUCCAGAUGACCCUGAUAUAUACCUCCCUGACCACAUUGCUCGAGCGGUCAAACCUCAUCAGAUUGGAGGAAUUCGGUUCUUGUACGACAAUCUGGUAGAGUCGCUUCAACGGUACAAAGCUAGCAGUGGUUUUGGAUGCAUUCUGGCACACAGUAUGGGACUGGGCAAGACACUACAGUGCAUCGCAUUCAUUUAUAACUUCAUGAAGUACACUAUGGCGCACACGGUCCUGUGCAUCGUACCUAUCAACACGUUACAGAACUGGCUGGCUGAGUUUGACAUGUGGUGUCCAGAGAGGCCGAGGCAUUUCAACAUCUUUGUUCUCAACGACAUGCACAAGACACAAACUUCAAGGGCAAAGGUCAUUGCUGAAUGGAGACAGUCUGGAGGGGUUCUUCUGAUGGGGUAUGAGAUGUAUCGUCUGCUGGCUAGGUCCAAGCAAGCCAGCCUAGGACGACCUAAGAAGAGAACAAGCAAGUCUGGCAAGUCCUCGCCACAAAUCAUUGACAUUGAUGAGAUGGAGGCUGCAGCUGAAAUGGCAAUAGAUAUGAAGGCAGCAUUGUGCAAUCCAGGACCUGACAUGGUUGUUUGUGAUGAAGGUCAUCGGAUCAAGAACAGUCAUGCUGGCAUCUCUCAAGCACUCAAGGGAAUAAGAACAAGGCGGAGAGUUGUGCUGACUGGGUAUCCACUGCAGAAUAAUCUUCAGGAAUACUGGUGUAUGGUGGACUUUGUUAGGCCCAACUUCUUAGGUACUCGUCAUGAGUUUGCCAAUCUCUUUGAGAGGCCUAUCUCCAAUGGACAGUGUAUGGACAGCACACCUUAUGAUGUGCGAUUGAUGCGGUACCGAGCCCACGUCCUGCACAGUCUCCUGAGUGGCUUCGUCCAACGCCGAGGCUUCAACGUCCUCCUAUCUACCCUACCCCCCAAGGAAGAACACGUCAUCAUGGUUCGUCUGACAUCCUUCCAGCGAGGUCUCUACAUCCGCUUCAUGCAGUGCUUCACCGAGGCCGGCGCAGGAGGCUGGUGUUCAUCGAAUCCUCUCAAGGCAUUCUCUGUCGGCUGCAAGAUCUGGAACCAUCCUGACAUUCUUAGUGAUCAGUUGAGUAUUAGAGACAGUGUGAAAGACAAUGUAAGAGACAGUGCAGCGGAUGAACUUGAUGCUGAUCUUGACUUACCUGAAGUACAGGCAAAGUGUACGGGCAGACAGCAGAAAUUACUUAAGAAACCAGCUGAGGAGAGAAGUUCUAGGAGAGGCGAAGGGUCGUCAUCUGGGGGUUACAUUGACAAGGUUCAACAAAUCAUCUCAUUUGAAUGGGCAAGAGACAUCAUGAAGAACUACACACGGAAUAAGCUCUGCAACGGAGGAAAGAUCAUCGUUCUCUUCCACAUCCUUGAGGAGUCGAUCCGUCUAGGAGACAAGAUCCUGGUCUUCAGUCAGAGUCUUAGCUGCCUGUCGGUCAUUGAGAAGUUCCUUGCCAAGUCCACCAUCCCUCAACCUCCGAACCCUCCUCCACUCAUGCCCAGGGAGUGGGUCCGUAACCAGACGUACUUCAGACUAGACGGAAGCACAGCUGUCUCUGAAAGAGAAAAGAUGAUUAACCGAUUCAACUCACCUGAUAACAAAACAAUCAUGCUCUUUCUUCUCUCAACAAAAGCUGGAUGCCUGGGUAUCAAUCUGAUCGGAGCAAACCGAGUGGUCGUCAUGGACGCGUCAUGGAACCCGUGUCACGAUGCUCAGGCGGUAUGUCGGGUCUAUCGGUAUGGACAGACCAAGAAAUGCCAUGUCUACCGUCUGGUAUCAGAUCAAACUCUGGAGAAGAAGAUCUAUGACAGGCAGAUCUCUAAGAAAGGAAUGUCUGAUCGAGUUGUUGAUGAGAUGAAUCCCGAGAUGAACCUGACCAAGAAAGAAGUAGAAUCUCUCCUGGAGUUUGACGAGACCGACAUGCCAUUUGAAGACUUCAGUCAUCUUGCUCCAGACAUCGACGAUCAGGUCUUGAAGAGUUUGCUUCUCAAACACAGUAAUUGCAUGACCAAGGCACCAUUCACCACAGAGUCACUCCUAUGGGAUCGGAAGGACAUGAAGCUGACCAGAGCCGAGAAGAUGCAGGCCAAGAAGAGUUACGAGGAAGAGAAGAAAUUGAAUCUCUCCUACUCCAGACCAUCCUACGCAGCGUUCUAUCCCAAGGGGUCUGGUCCAGGGGGCAUGUCCGUACCUCCUGCAGCUAAAGGAGUACCCAAUAUGAAUUUCAACACAGGACCUGCCUAUCCCUACUUGCCCACAUCAUUGAAGCAGCCAUUGCAGCGACCCGUAGCCAACGUGAGACCAAUCCAAUCCACCCCUGUACCCAGGCAGCCACCUACACCUCACGAGGUCACUCAGAAGAGAAUCAGAGAUCUCAAGAAUGCUGGUGUCACUCUGCAGCGCAUUGUUGCAACCACAAAUAUCAUGCUACCAGGUGCCAAUACAUCUACAGAAUCCACCUCCAUGAUCAGAGCCGGUGAUGCAGUCACCUUCAUCAAGACCAAGAAAGGCAUCUACCUGCGUACUCAUGAAGGUAAGAUCCUGGCUGUCAGAGGUCCCAACGCAGGACCAGGAUCCCUUGGGGCCGUGGCACAGGGAGCCUUCCCCGAUGCAACACCAUCAGACAUGGGUAUGGUUCAAGGAGGAGGAGGAGGGGGAGACGCAGGAGCGGGAGCAUUGGUGGAUGGAGAAGGUAGUGGUAACUAUGGUACGCUACCAAACCUUGCCAAUACGCAGCUAGGACAGCUAUUAUCACAGAGUGUCCCACCCAGGCAGCAGAGCAACAGCUUCAGCAACCCGCCUCUCUCUUUACCAUCUGAAAUCAAACCCAACUUAACGAUGGCAGGUAUGCCCACUACCUCGGGGAUGUUUCCUCCAUUUGCAAUGUCACAGUCAAGUGAUCGUGUCCCUUCAGAUCUGGGUCUGCCGUCAUCAUCCUCCAUGUCUAACAUGGGCUUUGGUCCCUCUAGGUCAUUGGGCUCGUUUCCUCCUUACCCGGUUCCUUACUCCUCCUCCUCCUCCUCCUACACCCCCUCUUACACCCUUGGAAAUACAUCCACUCUAACCAUGGCAACGGAUACUGUCAUGCACUCUUCAGUUGCUGGGACAUCAUCUACAGGGGCAUUGUCUGCCGGGAUGUCGUCCUCAACACUCUCAUCGUUAGGAGCCUCUCCAUCACUCUCAUCUCUAGGAGCCUCUCCGUCAUUCCCAUCCCUUGGCAUGAACUCUACUAGCCUCCCCGAGACCCAGUCCUCCUUCCCUGACCUCUACCAAGACUCCUCUCCCAGCCCAAGCCUCAGCUAUCCAUCCUUCGGCGAUGAAUACUCCAAUACGAGUCAGGGUCCUCUCGACACCAACCCAACAUCAUUGUCCUCUAACCUGGAGACCACCUCCAUGUCUGGGAACCAAGGGCCGCAAGGUUUAGGGUCCAUGUCAAGAGUAGAUGAACCCAUCUCAACACCCUCCCCCGUGGACAAGAGCAGUCUCCUAGCCCUUGCUCCAAGCCCUUCAAACCCAGUUCCAUUCCAACAAGCUGCUAGUAAUUCAAUUCCAGCAGAAGGAAACCAGGUGAACCCUCUUUCAGACUUGAUGUCCCCCUCCCCUGCCAUGAGUGGCGGCACACAGAGUGUGAACCUACCCUCGUCUUUACCGUUUCCUCAAAUGGAGAUGAACUACCCCUACCCGUCCUUGAGUAGGACCAGCAGUGGACCGUCUAACGGUUCCAUGGACUCUACUUCAUCCCUGAUGGACGACGGGUCAGACAUCUCCAAUCUCUCAAAGUUUGUUGACUCCUCCUUCCCCAAUCUCAUGCCAUUUUCAGGGUCCCUCAAUCCCGACUCGGAUGCUAGUAGCAGAUCAAAUAUGUCCUAAAGAAAGAGAGUUGGCCUUGGGAGGAAUUAGCUAUGGAGUAUAUUGAGAAGUGUGCAAUUUACAAUUGGAAGAUUAUUAGGUUAUGCAGACUGUUUAUAAAAGUGGUAGCAGAUUUGCAAACAUUUGUAAUUAGUAAUUAUAGCAGUGAAUGAAAUGCUUCUAAAUGAGCUUUAUGAUGUGAAAAUAUACAGAAUUACACAUAUGUUCAUGUUUUGUGUCUAAUAUUUGUAUGAUGUAUAUUAUUUUACUUUGAUAAAGCUAACCAGUAAAUUCGCGUCAAGAAGGCCUUUACAGGAGGACCUUCGUCUGUUUCAUUUUGACCAAAAGACAACCAUAAAAAUUUCAGACAUGUGAUAAACAAUUCAGAACGGCACAAUUCAGAACGGCACAAUCAUCUCUAAAGAAUAUUUUUGAAAAGUUUUUCCUUGGUUGAAUUUCAUAGUGUUGACCAAAAUGAGAAGAAAACCUUUGUCAGUUUGUAAACAAAUUUAUUGAUGUUUUUAAGGCUUUUACCUCUUUGAGGCUAUGAACCAAACUCAAAAAUACGUACUAGAUAGUUAUACGCUUUCCUUUUAAAGUUAUUAUUUUCUCCUCAUUUGUACAGUACUUAUGUGAGUGAAAGAAUUUUUUUAUUCAACUAUUUUAGUAGUAUUAUCAGAAAAUCAAUGUUUCUAUUCUCCAUUGUAAAUUUGUCGAUAUUUGUCUCUGUCUGAUGUACCGGUAUAUUAAGGCAAAGGACAAUAUGAUGUAUUACUUUAAUACAUACAAGGCAUAUUUCUAAGCUAGUCUAGUAAUCUAUUACCUGGUGUAAGUAAAAUAUUUGAAGUAUGUUUAUGUAUUGUUAUGUAACUCGGAUCUGAUGUAUUCAUAUACGGUUGGGCUACCAAUAUAUCACAACUUUCUGAUCUUGAUUCUCAAGUAGCCAUAUGCAAGGAGCUUUCCUUGUUAUACUUCGGUACUGCUCUUGCCUGUCCUGGUACGGACCAUAGAUGAGCAGUUUCUAUACAAGAGUAUCUAUCAUUUAGGAGAUAUAUAUGAGCUUUAUUUCACUCUUGUUUACCUUACUAGGUUUUGUACAUACUGCUAUUUCAAACAUAUCUAAUGGAUGAUCGUCACAGAACAGUAUUUGAAUCAUGCUUGUGAAUAUUGGUAAAAGGGAUUAAUUGUAGCAUACUUGUAGUGUUUUAUCAGUUUUUAUACGAUAUGCAUGUUAAAAACUCUUUGUGCAAGAACGUUUCUUUCUGUGAAAGUGGUAUUUUAUGGCCUCUUUUUGCCUCUCGCCAAUAUGUAAUUUGAGUCGAUUUUUCAUUUUUAAUCUCAAUGUUAUAUUUGUAUUUACUCAUUAAUUUCCAUGAUUUCAUUUUAAGACUUAGUCCAUAUUGAUCAAGUUGGUAGACAAUUUUCUAGUCCCAUCAGCGGUGUAUUAUUCUUCAUAUCUCCUGUAUUAUUUGGCAGAAGACCCUACUGAAGUAAACUCUGAAAUAAAUUUCUCUUUCCUUUUGUUAUCAUUUUGAUAUGCUUGUACAUGUACUUACAUUGUUUAGUGAAUAUGAAAGUAUUUCCUCUUAAUGAAUAUAUUAAUGUCCAAAGAGUGGUAAAUGAUAUUUCAUUCUUUUUUUUAAAAGUACAUCUCUAUUUAUUUAGAGUUGAAAUACCUUGAAGUAAAAGAAUGCAUCAUGAUUUUGCAGUAAAGUUCAGCUUUCCUUGGAAUCAAAAUUACUUUGCCAUUUUUCUUUUCAUUACAUUUUCAGAUAUCAUACUUGUUUAAGACCAAGCCCUGAAUUAAAAACUCUAAAUCAACUUAUUCAGUAAUGUAAGCAGUAUUUUAAACAUAUACAUACUAAUGUGAUUGAAUCCAAAUGCCAUUACUUAAAUCGAUUCAAGCAGUUAUACAUUCUGAUACGCAUACGGUUUGUUUACAAUACAGAAGUCAUGUCCAAAGCAAUAUGAUAUGUAUUUUGUCUCGUGGCACAGAGACAAGCAGCCACUUUGUUUUGUGUAGAUAUUCAGCCGACAGUAAAUCUGAAUGUUUGAUAAUGAAAGACCAAAGGAGGGUUGAAAGCUGUAUAUGAAACGACACAAAGUUAGCAGAUAUGUGCUAUUACAAGAAGUUUAUUUUAUCGUCAAAUCAAAUAUUAUUUAUCGUCUAGUAUGAGUUGCUUUCAAUCUGAGGGAUAUGCAAAAAAGCACCAACUGACUUUUCUGUGCAAAGGUAUAACAAAUAUAUGUUUUGUUCCAUGAAAAACAAAGAAGAAGUUGUGAAGUGCUUAACUUGCCAAAUUUGAAUAAAUGUCCAUUAUUGAUAUUUGAUUGCCUAUUACAUUGUUAAAUUCAAUCACAGCCAUAUUACCGGUAAUGAAAGUAGGAAGUUAAAGGUUAAAAAAAAAAAUUUUAGGGCAAAUAUGGCAGAUAUUAAUUGGAAUUGUAUAUAUUCCUUGACUGUAUGGUGAGCAUUCUCUGAGGAUUUGUAUGAAUUCAGUUACCAGAUUGACUUUAGUUUCAGAAUGUAGAUUUAUUACCAACCAUAUGAAAAUUUACAGAUUUCAUCACAAGAUGCAAGGAAUAGGUCAAAGCAUUCAUAAAUUCUAAUGUCAAACGCGACCCUGCGAUAUUUCUUUUGUGCCAAAUCAUACUCCUCCCUGUCGUCGCAUUCACAGCUGGUUUUAUUUCAGUGAAGGUUAUUCGACUUAAAUUCAUGGCUGAAUCUAAUCAAAAGCAUAUUUCUUGCAUGAAUGGUACAUCCUUGCUUGCUGCUAUGUCUCAAUUAUGAAUUGUCAGUGUGAGUGCUCUUGUACAUGCCACUCUUAUCUAUAUAGACAUUAUUAUGUGAGAAAAUCAUGUAUGUGCUGCUCAAUUGUCGAGUAACACCUCGAUUACCCCAACGAGACCGACUUUAGGUCAAAAAUAAACUGAACGUAUGAAAUUACAUGAACAUGAAUGGCCAUGAAUAGGUUGGUUUGGACUCGCAAGUUGUUGAUUCGAUGUUGUGAUGGGGUAUAGCUUGUACAGUACGUCCCAG